AUGCCACCUAAGAAAGAACACAAACUCUCCCUCGAGAGCAGGCUGUCAGCACCAAGAUUCCACUGGAACGUGAAGUGGAGUUCUGGGGACGACGCAGCACUCCUUGACUCUCUCAAGACUUUUUCUGAUGGAAACUCGGCUGAUAAUGGAACUUUCAAAUAUGCAGCAUUUACAGCUGCUGCGAAGGCCCUCAAAGACAGCCACAAAUCCAGUGGGGGUGCUCCAAAAACUGCGAAAAGUUGCUCACGUCGUUGGGGCACUCUGAAGGCUAACUGUCUCGUUGUCCAAAAACUGCGAGAGUUGUCUGGAUUUGGAUGGGACGAGAUGAGGAAGAUUGUCAUUGCCAGUGACAAAGUGUGGGAUGAUUACCUUGAGGCACAUCCCGAAGCCAAGGUUUGGCGUUCGACACCAUUCCCCCUCUAUGAUGACAUCAUUGUACUUGUGGAUGGAUGUCAUGCGACUGGUGAAGGGGCCUUGCAUAUUGGGUAUGAGAUGAGCCCUCCCUGGCCAAGCACACUUCUCGAUGACGAGGAUGAUGUCUUUGUAGGUGAGGAUGUACUUGGAGGGAAUCCUGAGUCUGAAUCAGUCGACGAGAAAGUGUCUAUACCUGUUUCUCACACUCCGCGUGUUCCGAAACACGGACGUGCUCCUUCAGUAUCACCAACUUCAACUGGAGUCCAUAAAAAAUGUUCUAAUGUGAAGCUGACUGGUCCAGCAGCAAUUCUUGGAGUAGCUGAUGCUCUCGAAUCUGUUGCUACGUCGUUCACUGCUCCUACUAGUUUUCUCGAUGAUGUUCCUAGUACUCCGAAACGUCGCAUUAAUGCCAUCCAGGCCGUUUGUACUGAUGCUUCCUUAUCAUCUGAUGAACGUGCAAAGGUUGUUGCUCUUUUUACCAAAGAUGUAGCUAUUGCAGAUGCCUAUACUGCCAUUUCAGAUGUCUCUCUUCGUUCUAUGUACAUUCGUCUUGAACUUGAAAAAUAG
Suillus subalutaceus is the source of this 981-nucleotide messenger RNA. RefSeq lists its product as uncharacterized. The coding region runs from base 1 to 981 and encodes 326 amino acids. The transcript is spliced from 5 exons. NCBI's taxonomy places the organism in Eukaryota, Fungi, Basidiomycota, Agaricomycetes, Boletales, Suillaceae. The record is from RefSeq and is a predicted model, not a curated record.